Molecule: messenger RNA, 1028 nt
Organism: Sinocyclocheilus anshuiensis
Lineage: Eukaryota; Metazoa; Chordata; Actinopteri; Cypriniformes; Cyprinidae
Product: elongation factor 1-delta-like
Exons: 9
Coding region: 127-942 (271 amino acids)
Biological process (GO): translational elongation
Cellular component (GO): eukaryotic translation elongation factor 1 complex; cytosol
Molecular function (GO): translation elongation factor activity; guanyl-nucleotide exchange factor activity
Source: RefSeq, a predicted model, not a curated record
UUUCUGUAAUAGGGAGUCCGGUAGAAAAGUUCAACUCGAACCGCUUGUCACUUAUCAAACUCUUCGAAAGGAAGGUGAAAAGCCCUGUCAGUGCUUGUUUUCUCUGAACACCUCAGCAGAAUCACAAUGAGUGGACUUCAGGGACUCGCCCAGGAGAACAUCUGGUUUGACAAGUCCACAUACGAUGAGGCUGAGAGACGCUUCUACGAGGGCACGAACGGCAUCCCUCAGACAUCUCAGGAGAGAGAUGCUAGUGCCAUUCUGCAGGACAUUGUUAAAGCCCGACAGAAUAUCCAGCAAUCCCUAGCCGGAAGUCAGAAUGCCAGCAAGUCUGAGGAUCAGAGUGAGCUGGUCUCUCGUCUAAAGAGUCUGGAACUGGACAACAAGAAUCUGCACAAAGUGGUGGAUGAUCUGAGAGCCGUGCUGUCCAAACUGGAGUCCAGAAUGGCUGUACUGGAAAAGAGCCAAGCGCCUGCUUCAAAGACUGUUACCGUUACAAAGGCUGCUCCUGUCCAGAAGCCCAAGGUUGAGGAACAUAAUGGCGCUGACGACAACGAUGACGAUAUUGACCUGUUUGGCAGUGAUGAGGAAGAUGAGGAGGCAGAGCGUAUCAAAGCAGAGAGGGUGAAGGAAUAUGCCCAGAGGAAAGCCAAAAAAACAGCCCUCAUCGCCAAAUCCUCCAUCCUGCUGGAUGUCAAACCUUGGGAUGACGAGACAGAUAUGUCGAAGCUGGAGGAGUGCGUGCGCUCCAUACAGAUGGACGGCCUCCUGUGGGGAGCUUCAAAACUGGUUCCUGUCGGCUACGGCAUCAAAAAGCUGCAGAUCAGCUGUGUGGUAGAAGACGAUAAAGUGGGAACAGACAUUCUGGAAGAGGAGAUCACCAUAUUUGAGGACUACAUAAGUGUCCAGAGUGUCGACAUCGUUGCCUUCAACAAGAUCUGAGCCUCUCGCCUCAAACAACCACCUCACACUGGGUUACUGCUGCUUUUAUAUCACACGGUUACCAAUAAACUGUUCAGCCACGUGAA